Polyodon spathula (Mississippi paddlefish) is the source of this 4082-nucleotide messenger RNA. RefSeq names its product serine protease hepsin-like. Gene Ontology annotation, molecular function: serine-type endopeptidase activity; serine-type exopeptidase activity. Bases 381 to 1631 code for a protein of 416 amino acids. Gene Ontology annotation, cellular component: membrane. The record is from RefSeq and is a predicted model, not a curated record. Gene Ontology annotation, biological process: proteolysis. NCBI's taxonomy places the organism in Eukaryota, Metazoa, Chordata, Actinopteri, Acipenseriformes, Polyodontidae. The transcript has 13 exons.
GGUGUUUUUCUGAAGAACAAAGAAACAACCUGCUGCCAGCUCACCUUGUGAAGUCGUCUCUCUCACUCGUAAGGGAACGCUCGGUUAGGAGAAAUAACUAACCACUUCGAUUGUACCUUAGCCUGUUAUUUACUGAGCAGUUCUGGAUGCGCUGUCUGGCAGGCACUUUGUAUUGGAAGUGGAUUACUUAACCUUUUCUGUUUUUGAACUUUUAAACUAAAUUUAAUUACUCUUUGAGCUGAAGUUUAAGUCUGAUACCCGAGAUUUGGAAAAAAGUCACAUAAAAAAUAACAAAAUUCUGAACUUGGCAGAAAAAAGCAUCAGUCUUUUCCGUGGGAUACUAAGUCCAGUCCUUUGGGUGGAUUAUUAACUAUUGAGACAUGCAAGAGAAACAGGGCAGCCCCAAAUUGAGCUGCCUGUCUCCCACGAAAAUAACUGUCCUCACAUUCUGCAUCCUGGUGUUUAUAGGGGGGAUCGGCACAGCUGCCUGGGCCAUCGUUGCUUAUUUAUUCAAGGCUGAAGAUCCAGGAUUAUAUGAUGUCCAGAUUAACUCAGCAGACUUGCGCCUGUCUGUGUUUGACCGCAGCGAGGGGAAGUGGAGGUUUGUCUGCUCUUCCAGCUCCAACGAGCUUGUUGCCGAGAUCAGCUGUGAGGAGAUGGGAUUCAUCAGAUUGCUCUCCUAUUCUGAAUGCCCUAGCAGUAUGGUGUCGGAGAAUGGCUCUGCUGGAUUUUUCUGUGUCAACGAGAAGCAGCUUCAGUAUGGCAGGACGAUUCAGGAAGUCCUGUCAGCUUGUGACUGCGUGAGUGGCAGGGUUCUGAGUGUCAGCUGUCAAGACUGUGGCCGGCGCAGGCUGCCUGUGGACCGGAUCGUGGGAGGGCAAGACGCCAGCCUGGGGAAGUGGCCGUGGCAGGCCAGCCUGCGCUAUGAUGGCAGCCACCUGUGCGGGGGCUCGGUCAUCUCUGACCGCUGGAUCAUCACCGCCGCCCACUGCUUCCCAGAGAGGAACAGGGUGACGAGCAGGUGGCAGGUGUUCACCGGCUCCAUCUCGCAGGCCUCCUCUGGGGUUUCCAUGCCAGUCCAGACCAUCGUCUACCACUCGGGUUACCAGCCUUUCAAAGACCCAAAUAUUGAUGACAACAGCAAUGACAUCGCAGUCAUCUACCUGGCCACACCCCUGAACUUCUCAGAUUACAUUCAGCCAGUCUGCCUCCCUGCCCACAGGCAGCCCCUGGUUGAUGGGAAAGUAUGUACUGUGACAGGGUGGGGGAACACAAAGUACUAUGGUCAGCCAUCUGUCAUCCUUCAGGAAGCCAGCGUGCCAGUCAUCAGUAACAGUGUCUGUAAUGGGGAUGAGUACUAUGGGGACCAGAUUAGCAGCUCCAUGUUCUGUGCAGGCUUCGCAGACGGAGGCAUUGAUGCAUGCCAGGGUGACAGUGGCGGUCCCUUUGUCUGUGAGGACAGUAUCUCAAAGACGAGCCGAUGGCGCCUGUGCGGGGUGGUGAGCUGGGGUACUGGCUGUGCUCUUCCCCGGAAACCAGGAGUUUACACGAAGGUCAACCAGUUCCACCAGUGGCUCUCCAAUGCCAUGCGGACGUACUCUCAGAGCAGUGGAGUGUUUAGCAUGGGAUAGCACGAUGAAACCUGUGGCCACUUCCAGUAAGAAGCUGGAACUUUGUAUAUGACUUCAGAAUUGAAAUGAAGGAUUUACAGAGAAUCUCAGUCCUCCAUGGCCAUCUCCAUGUUCAGAUCUCAUGCCUUUUAUUAAUAUUAUCACCUUUCUUUUAUUUCUAUUCAUUGUGACAUACCCUACUGCAUGGUCCUUUCCUUAUUUUAGAGCACAAGGGAGGAAAUAUCAGAGCUUCCUCACUCUAUUUCUCACGUUAAGCUCCCUCACAAAGCCUGGGCCUUCAAAAAUGCAUUGCUUCAGUCCAAACUUGUAGUGUUCAGGCAUUCCUUGAUUGUUUUGUGUAGAACUGGAAAGAUCAGUUUGGUAGUUUUCAGGCAGUGCUAACCAAUCAUUAGCAUUGAGAUAAAAAAAGAUGUGCAAAAACAAAAUAAUCUUCAAUAGAAUAAAAAUGGGGACGAGUGAAAGUACUGCUUGUGCUAAUAAGAGGAUAUUGACUUUAAAAUAUAGGUUAGCACUCCAUGAAAGAGAGGCUAGUGAUAAUAAUGAUGGUACAAAUAUGGAUAAAUGGAUUUUAAAAUUCUUGAGAGUCACUAUAAGGAGAACUGCUCUUCCCUCAUAAAAGUUGAAAUGUUACACUCUUGUUGUAGAAACAGUAUAACAUAGAUAGCAUCUACGGUGAAAUGCUGUAGAAGAAUGAAAACAGUACUGGCAGGAUAUCAAACAGUUGCUGCUGUAUUGUUUUUAUUUUGUUUUCAUCUCCAGUUUCAGCAACAAUCAAUCAUUUAGGAGGUACUAAGAACAAGAUCUUAUGGUUUGUGUUUUAAUUAGGGAGGCCAUUGAUUGCAUCUGAUUGACUGAAAUGAUGCAUGUGCUUGAUAGAUAGUUUAUUCUGCAAAGGAGAUUGAACUGAAACCAGGAGAUGUCAUGGUAAUGAAAGGAUCCUGCCUAACAAACUACCAGUUCCUCCACAGACUGGUAGGAUUAAUAUAAUUUAGGACAGGUGUGGGAAAGCAAGCUGAGUGGAACCAGUGAGACUUCUUUAUAGUGUUAGUUUCUAUUACUUGUUCAGCAUUGAGUUUUGAGGAUUUUUCUAAUGGUUAGGGAGUUGAAUUUAAGGGCUGGGAUCAAAGUACAACUGAACUGUGAGAUAUGUACAGGGAUAAUUGUUGAUAACAAUGGAUGUUUCUAAUAUUUCCUUUCUUGAUAUCCUAUCACGUGUGCUCUGUACAUUCUCUACAGUUGAUUUUGCUUAAACCAUUAUUUCUAAUCCCUUUCUACAGCCACAUGGGAUGCUUGUGCAAUGAGGGGACAUAUUGUAAUGAUGCACCCCCAUGGGGCUUCAGCUGUGAUACCCACACUUCCCAUACUCCCCUUCAAAACAGCAGCUCUGGAAGUCUUCUUCAGAAGCAGCCCAGCUGUUUUGUGGAGUUUCUUCUCUUCUUGCUUCUGCUUACAAACUAUAGUAGUCACUGAUACAAAUAACAUAUGGGAUAGAAAACAUAUAUUAAACAUACACAGUUAUGUAAAUGUAGAUGAUAGUAAGUAUCUCUUUUAACUUAUUAAAUAAGGUAAUUUUGAGGUUCACUGUUUUUAUUGUUAUUCGUAUUAAUAUUUACACAAUGCUAGCAGUGUUGCUUGUUUAAUUUAAUGAAUUCUGGUGCUCAUGAAAGGUUCUGGAUUAGCAACCUUGCAAGAUGCUAGCUAGCCCCCUGUCUUUCCUGUGAGAAUGUUUAAUACGGACUACAUUGGAGGGACCAAUUAUAAGUUUUAAUACAAUUCCUAGAUAAUGGUAGCUGUGCCUCCAAACCUGUACAAUAAAAAUACGUUUUUAAUUGUAGAAAUAUCAAACAAGAAGGCCAACAUUUUUAAAAUAUAAAUAAAAAGAUCAACUUCUUACUAGAUUCUUAGUUUUCUUGGAUAACAAAAUGUGUUCCAUUUUCAAUGGUGAUCCUUUUCCUGUUUAUUUUUAAAUGGUGGCCUCAUCUGAGAAUGAACUCUAGGCCACUGUCUGUUUGAUGCAAUAAAUAUUAGGGCUCUUUUAUUACAGGAACACAAAUAUGAAGUGCUUUGUCUACACAACGCAACAUUUUGAGUACAAUGUUGUUUUAUGACUUGGACCAAACAAAGUUUGCUAUGCGAUUUAUUUAUUUUAAAACAAGCCCUAAUUAAAUGAUGGAAUGUUAUAAUGGAGCACGUUUUGCACAAUGGAUGUUGGGUCACUUGACCUUGUUUUUUAUUUUUCAUGUAAAUAUUCUCGAUGCUUGAUGUUGUGGGGUGUGUCUCUGCAAGCCUCUUGUUAGAAAGUUUUAUUACACAAUGUGAUUUAAAUUGUGGACAUCAUGUACUCUCACGUUGUUGUUGUGUUGUUAUUAUUGUUAUUAUUAUUAUUAUUAUUAUUAUUAUUUUUGUAUAUUAAAUCCAUACCAAUUGAAUUAAAUUGUUAAACAUGAGAUG